AUGCAGAAGCUCUUGAGACAGUUGAAGCGGAGAUACGGACCGCAAUUUGUAGCCCGCGUGCUCGUAGCCGUGGUCAAUGGCUGUGCCAAUAUCAAGAUGUUUGCAGCUGCUCACGAGCUGCUGCUGUAUCAGCAGACGUUGUGGCCGGAGAUUCGCUCUGGUGCUACUACUACAUACGCGACAUUGACGACGGGGUGGAGCGAGCAAAGUAAAACGCUGAUGCCGCCAUCAGUGGUUGGCCACCUGAUGGCCAAGAUGGGCCCAUUAUGCAAAAGGAACGCUGUCACUUUUUAA
Molecule: messenger RNA, 294 nt
Organism: Peronospora matthiolae
Lineage: Eukaryota; Oomycota; Peronosporomycetes; Peronosporales; Peronosporaceae
Source: the annotation of a GenBank genome assembly